Messenger RNA from Adineta ricciae, 417 nucleotides. NCBI's taxonomy places the organism in Eukaryota, Metazoa, Rotifera, Eurotatoria, Adinetida, Adinetidae. The record is from the annotation of a GenBank genome assembly.
AUGCCAUUCGAUAACAGUACAGCUGCAACAUGUCUUUCGUUUCGUAAUGUUACUUCACAGUGUGCACAACCAGAUUUGAAUAAUUGCAAACGAUGUAUAACGAAUGUUUAUCAUUCACAUUCAAAUAUUGAUACUAUUUGUGCCACUUGUGAUACGUCUAAUGUUUAUGUGAAUAAUAUACAAAGAGAAGUCGAAUUUCUUUUAGAUAAUCGAACACAGCUUGAUGAUCGAAUUACUAUCAAAUGUCAAGGAAAAGGAUGUAAUUCGGUAGAAAAUAUCAAUAAAAUCCGUCAAACAAGCACGAUCACAUCGGAUUUUGAUAAAUUAUUUGAGAAACAUUCGAACGCUCUACCGCUUAACAUUUCAACCGUAUUCACAAUAUUUUUUCUAAGCUUUCAAUUCAUUUUCAUUUAUUAA